AAAAUCAAAUCCUGCUGUCUUUCCAGUACAAGACUAGCCGGAGGUAAGAAGCAAGAAGAUGAUUGAGAAGUCGCCACGUGGUUCUCAACUAUAUAGCAACACCGCCCUUUUAAGGCUAGUCUUCCUCCGUCUCCGAUCUUAUCUUAAGGGUUCUUACAAUACCCACAAGGUAAAUUUUAUGUUUAAUAACCUUAGUCUCCAGUUCAGUUUGCGCGCAACUCAACUAAUCUGAACAAGAAAUCACCUAAGUGUUUUUCUAUGCUCAACCCAACUUUAUUGGACCCCAACCACUAGGCCACGCGCUUGGUUACCUAUAUUUUAUGUUUUCUUGGGUAUGUAAUCAUCUUGGGUGAAACCCCAGAUGGUAAAGCUUCAAUUUUGGCUUUAUUUUUUUGGUUCUUUGAUGGGUUUUCGUGGGACGACAAGAUUUAGCUGCAGCAGGUUUUGCUCAUACCUUCUCUAUUGCUAUGGAUAACUUCAUCAGUUCUGGGUUGGGCAGAGCAUUUAGGAAACAGAGAACUGAUCUGUAUCUACGACCUCAAAAGGAGUCCCAGUUGCGUCUGGAUUGUUGUGAUAAUUCAUCCAUUUCGUCAACGCCACCAUCUGAUAGGUUGAGCAAAGUGUCAAGUUGUGAUAAUGUUGAUUAUGGUAAUAUUUCAAGAACAUCGUAUAGUAACCUUUGUGAAGCUGAGGCUGCAGUUAAGCUUGGUGUCAAAGGUGGAAACGCUGGAGACUCCUGUUUCAGUGAAUAUGAGCAAAAGGAUGGUCAGAUAGAUAUGAGUAGAUUUGAGGGAGACUUAACAACAUCUCAGAUACACGAUUCCAAAAGCAGAACCGUGAUGUGCAGUAACCACUUCGGACUGCCAGGAGUAGUAUCAGAUGGAGCUGGGAUUGACAGCAAAGUCAAGAAAGUGAAACUCAAGGUUGGUGGUGUUACAAGAACAAUACACACUUCUGUUGCUGGUUCUUCUUCUACAAAGUCUUCGUCCUCUUCAGAUGCCCCCGGAACAUGGCAACCCAAGCAGAAUACAAGUGGACAUUAUUCCUUUUAUAGUGGAAAAGCAAUUGGCUUGCGAGGUGUGCCCUGGAAGGAUUUUGCUAAAACUGGUUUUAACAUUGGGAGAGUGGAUUCCUCGAUGGGUCAGUUACAUGGGCAGAUUGCCCUUUUGAAGCAAUUUGGAAAACAUGAGGCAACUCAUAAAAGCAAGUCUCUGUCCAAAAGUCAUUUGUCAGGUAUACCAUUCGAUGAUGAUGACACUGAGGAUGACGAUGAUGAUGAGAUCCGUUACCUGAAGAAGCUCAGGUCUUCCAAAUACUCUGAUCACUAUGACGAUGAUGAUAAAGUUGGAUGCAGAAAACAGCGGAAGAUAUCAAGAGUGUUAAGUCAAAGUAGCAGUGUUUAUGAUGCAGAUCUGAGUGAUUACAGAUCGUUUGAAGCAGGGAAAGGGAUUAAGAAAUCCAAAUCUGAACGCGCAUCUCCGGAUACCGACUAUGAAGAAGCAGUGGUUUCUGAUACUGAGUUAGUACCCAAGAAGAAGAUGAAACAACUAAAGGAAUUCACUGAUAUUUUAGUGGAUGAUAAGAGAAACAUGGCUGUGACAACUCGCCAGCGGGCACUUCAAACUGGAAAAGAUAUUUCUUACAGUGCAGGCUCGAGAGCAAUUGAGUUCCCCCAUGGACUUCCACCUGCACCACCUAAGAAACAAAAGGAGAAGCUCUCUGAAGUGGAACAGCAGUUGAAGAAAGCCGAGGCUGCACAAAGACGCAGGAUGCGAGCUGAAAAGGCUGCUCGAGAGUCUGAGGCUGAAGCAAUAAGGAAAAUCCUCAGUCAAGAUUCUAGUAGGAAAAAGCGAGAAGAUAAACUUAAGAAGCGACAAGAAAAGUUAGCACAGGAGAGGACUGCAACAGCUACUGCACUUUCAACAAAUUCUAUCAGAUGGGUCAUGGGUCCUUCUGGUACUGUUGUGACAUUUCCUAAUGAGAUGGGACUCCCAAGCAUAUUUGAACCCAAGGCUUGCAGCUAUCCACCUCCUCGAGAGAAAUGUGCUGGUCCAUCUUGUAUGAAUACAUACAAAUACAGAGACUCCAAAUCCAAGCUACCUCUGUGCAGUCUCCAGUGCUACAAGGCAAUACGCGAGAAGAUUCAACCUCUGAGUGCUUGUUGAGGAGCUCUUAAAGCCUGGAUGCUGAUGGACACUUGGGACUUUUUUGUUAGAGAUUCUUGUGGAAGGACUGGUUGUGGUUCAUAACAUCUUUUGAUUCUUCUCUCGUACUCCAGAUGGCAUAAUCUAUGGCUUCAGCUUGAGUUGUUGUUCAUUGUAGGCACAGUUAUUGACAGUUACCACCUUUGUUGAUCCAGUUAGUAUCGUUGUGCCUAUGAUCCAUUUACCAAGAUUCUAGUAUAUUGAAAAUAGCUUCAUUAAACCA
Capsicum annuum is the source of this 2427-nucleotide messenger RNA. RefSeq lists its product as uncharacterized. NCBI's taxonomy places the organism in Eukaryota, Viridiplantae, Streptophyta, Magnoliopsida, Solanales, Solanaceae. Gene Ontology annotation, cellular component: Ino80 complex. Bases 468 to 2165 code for a protein of 565 amino acids. Gene Ontology annotation, biological process: chromatin remodeling. The record is from RefSeq and is a predicted model, not a curated record. The transcript has 7 exons.